This is a messenger RNA of Melospiza georgiana, 5041 nucleotides long. It is a transcript of the gene NEDD4L, whose product is annotated as NEDD4 like E3 ubiquitin protein ligase. The coding region runs from base 1714 to 4764 and encodes 1016 amino acids. Gene Ontology annotation, molecular function: ubiquitin protein ligase activity; sodium channel inhibitor activity; protein binding. The record is from RefSeq and is a predicted model, not a curated record. The transcript has 27 exons. NCBI's taxonomy places the organism in Eukaryota, Metazoa, Chordata, Aves, Passeriformes, Passerellidae. Gene Ontology annotation, biological process: ubiquitin-dependent protein catabolic process; regulation of dendrite morphogenesis.
UACUAAUCACAGCUGAUGAAACACAACACAGCCUAGAGGUGUCUUCAGACAGUUGUUUCCGUGAGUGUGCCAAGAAACACAAAUAGAGAUGUAAAAACCAUUUGAGUCUGGGACUAAAAGGGCACUAAAGUCUCAACAGAGUAAAUGUGAUGGAGCCUCAUUUUGGAUGCAGAGACUGUGUUGUUGAGUAACAUGUUUUAGCUGAAAAAUAAGGUAAUACCAACACCUGUGCUUCUACAAGCCAAUCUCCAGGACCAUUGCUGUGUGGAAACUGUUCACAUUUUUGUUGCGUCUCAUAAUCCAUAUAAAAAAUAGUGGGAUUGUGCUAGCUGCUGGCAGUUUGAUCAGUUUGAGCUGCCAUUGCUCUUGGGAUUGGUAAUUUUCUGGCUUUUGAAAGCAAGCUGCUGGCAAGCAGAGUUCAGAUGGCAGAGGACUGACCCGCCACAUACAGGUUUUCAGAGCUGUUGACAAGAUUUAGGCUUUUCAGUUCUCGCAGGGAACAGCUGUCCAGGCCCUGAGAUGGAGCUGCGCUUCUGGUUAACCAGAGUUUCUUUUCUGGUAUGUGCUGAGAAGUGUGUGCACCCUUCACGUGGGAGUGCCCUCAGGGCACUGAAUAUCUUUGUUGUAGCAGAGCUGAUUUAGGGUGGUUGCUUCACGUUUUGGUGUAUCCUGUCUGCCUGUCCUCCUGAGCUCUUCUGGCUCUCAGAGUGUAACUGUACUCCAUGCUGGCAGUGCCACGCGUGGUGGCAUUGCUGACUCCCUCUCUGGAGGCCAGCCAGGAGCAGGCAGUUCUGUGCAGGGUCUGAGACAAAUCGGUACAAACGGACAUGCAACACCCAACUCCGCUUUUCCCUCACCUGUACUGCCUGGUAAAUCUGGAAAAGGAGCUUUCUGUCUUGCUUUCCUGCAUGUUUCUGCUGGUUUUACUGUGUGAGAGAUCUUUGCCAUAUGUAUGAUUGCUUUGUAAUUUGUAGUUGCUCAAAGGGAGCUGCAGGUUAUAUUGCUGUUGGGGAUUUUUAAAGGCAAAAGAUUUUUGCUUAAUUGCGUUAUGAGCCUGGUUAAAAUGGAAAGCAUAACCGUGUUGUAUUUAUUCCUGUCCUGCCAUGACAGCCCAGAGCUGUAACACACCCGUGUUAUGCUUGAAAGAAUUUUCCUCAUUUGCAUGUGGUGUUGACUUAAACUUUUAACACAAAAUGGAAGUGUUCUGUUGUAGUUACAUUCUUCUGCAAGUGCUUUCUCCAAGUGUGCCCUGUGAAUCUGAUGUGGUUUAGAUUUAUAGCAGUGCUGAGUGUGUUCACUGCCUCCGUCAGCUGCAAGAGCUUUCCCGCUGGGGCCGCUCCUCCCUGAUGGAAAAGGAGCAGCUGGGAAGGUGCUGUUUCAGGCUCUUGCUGGCAUUACAAAAAAAAAAAAAAAAGGAAAAAACAAACUCCUCACACACACUUACAUUGGAGAGGGGGAACCAGGCCACGUGACUCCCACCAUCCUACCCUAUGUCACCGUGUGUGUAGGAGCGCUGACUGCUCCUGCCCAAUCAUGCCUGGAAUGCCGCUUGCCACUUGGGCUAUUUCUGCUAUCUGUCGCUCCCAGGGCUGCAGUGCUAACCGUUUGGCAGAUGGGACACUUUUUCUUGGAGUUCAUGUCUUUGGUUUUUAACUUCUGGCAGUGCCUGAAUUGUUGCUGUUCUCCCUCUCCUUUUCUCCUCUCUGUAAAACCAUGGCCCAUCGGCUACGGUUUCAUUUUGGUUCUGGGAGAAGCAACACAGCCCCCGAAUCGGAGAUCCUCGCCCGGGAGAGAGAAGAUGACUUUUUCAUGGCAUUCCACACCUUGCCAAGAAGAAGCAGCCCUCACGCCUUCUUGCGGCACGGAGCAGAGGAUGGCAGCAAUGGAGGUUUGCACGAAGCGGGCUCCUUGAAGAGGAGCACAUCCAUGUUUAUCCCGCAGCUGCUGAACGGCGUGGACGCGCGCCCCACCAGGAGCUCGUCCAUGCAGAUCUCGCUGCAGCGCAAGGCUGCCGACGGCUGCGCCGACGAGAGCGCGGCCCCGGACUCUCCGGAGGACACGCUCCCCUGGAAAUUCUCAGACUUCAGGGAGCGUUACGCAUCCCCCGCUGAAAAGCGCUCUUCUCCAAGUGCUCCACAGACCCGAGACGACUUCCUGGGCCAGGUGGAUGUGCCGCUCAGUCACCUCCCGACUGAAGACCCAACCAUGGAGAGGCCGUACACAUUUAAGGAUUUCCUCCUCAGACCAAGAAGCCACAAAUCUCGUGUGAAGGGUUUCUUGAGACUGAAGAUGGCGUAUAUGCCCAAAAAUGGUGGCCAAGAGGAAGAAAAUAGUGAUCAGAGGGAUGACUCUGAGCACGGCUGGGACGUGGUGGAUUCCAGCGAUGCCGCGUCUCGUCAGGAGGAGCUGCCGCCUCCUCCACUGCCCCCUGGCUGGGAGGAGAAGGUGGACAACCUGGGGAGAACCUACUACGUGAACCACAACAACAGGAGCACCCAGUGGCAUCGGCCCAGCCUCAUCGACGUGGGCUCGGAGUCAGAUAACAAUAUCAGACAGAUAAACCAAGAGGCAGCUCACAGGCGCUUCCGCUCUCGGCGCCACAUCAGCGAGGAUUUGGAGCCAGAGCCUGUGGAGAGUGGAGACAUUCCUGAGCCUUGGGAAACCAUUUCAGAGGAGGCAAGUGCCAGUGGGGAUUCCUUGAGCUUGUCACUGCCACCUCCUCCUGCAUCUCCGGUGUCCCGGACCAGUCCUCAGGAGCUGUCUGAGGAGCUGAGCAGAAGACUCCAGGUCACUCCUGAUUCCAAUGGGGAACAACUCGGCUCUUUGAUUCAAAGAGAACCUUCCUCACGACUGAGGUCCUGCAGUGUGACAGACGCAGUCGCUGAGCAGUCCCAGUUAUCCCUGCCUUCUGUGGCUUACGUGCACACCACGCCGGGCUUGCCUUCAGGCUGGGAGGAGCGCAAGGACGCCAAGGGCCGGACCUACUACGUCAACCACAACAACCGGACCACAACGUGGACACGGCCCAUCAUGCAGCUCGCCGAGGACGGCAUGGUGGGGCCGGGCACGAGCAGCAGCAACCACCUGAGCGAGCCGCAGAUCCGGCGGCCCCGCAGCCUGAGCUCGCCCACCGUCACCCUGUCAGCGCCGCUCGAGGGCAUGAAGGACUCUCCGGUGCGCAGGGCGGUGAAGGACACCCUGUCCAACCCCCAGUCCCCACAGCCGUCCCCCUACAACUCCCCCAAGCCCCAGCACAAGGGGGCCCAGAGCUUCCUGCCCCCGGGCUGGGAGAUGCGCAUCGCCCCGAACGGCCGCCCCUUCUUCAUCGACCACAACACCAAGACCACCACGUGGGAGGAUCCACGACUGAAGUUUCCGGUGCAUUUGAGAUCCAAAGCGUCUCUGAACCCCAACGAUUUGGGCCCUCUUCCUCCUGGCUGGGAGGAAAGAAUACACCUGGAUGGAAGAACAUUUUAUAUAGACCAUAGAAGCCAGGUGUUGAUAUGUGGAGACAUUGAUACCAGAGACUUAGUGCCCUCCUACGAUAAUAAAAUUACCCAGUGGGAAGACCCCAGACUGCAGAACCCAGCAAUCACAGGCCCAGCGGUGCCGUACUCCAGGGAGUUCAAGCAGAAAUACGAUUAUUUCCGCAAGAAGCUAAAGAAACCUGCUGACAUACCCAACAGAUUUGAGAUGAAAUUACACAGAAAUAACAUUUUUGAGGAGUCCUACAGAAGAAUCAUGUCUGUGAAGAGACCUGAUGUACUAAAAGCCAGGCUCUGGAUUGAAUUUGAGUCAGAAAAAGGACUUGACUAUGGAGGUGUGGCCAGAGAAUGGUUUUUUCUCUUGUCCAAGGAGAUGUUUAACCCUUACUAUGGUCUCUUUGAAUACUCAGCAACGGACAACUAUACACUUCAGAUUAAUCCUAAUUCAGGUCUCUGUAACGAAGACCAUCUGUCGUACUUCACGUUCAUUGGCCGGGUGGCCGGCCUGGCCGUGUACCACGGGAAGCUGCUGGACGGCUUCUUCAUCAGACCUUUCUACAAGAUGAUGCUGGGCAAGCCCAUAACGCUGAAGGACAUGGAAUCAGUGGAUAGUGAAUACUACAACUCUCUGAAGUGGAUCCUGGAAAAUGACCCUACAGAGCUGGAUCUCAUGUUCUGCAUAGACGAGGAAAACUUUGGACAGACAUAUCAAGUGGACCUGAAACCCAAUGGGUCCGAAAUCAUGGUAACAAAUGAAAACAAGAGGGAAUACAUUGACCUGGUCAUCCAGUGGCGGUUUGUCAACAGAGUGCAGAAACAAAUGAAUGCCUUUCUGGAGGGAUUCACAGAGCUGCUUCCAAUUGAUCUGAUUAAAAUUUUUGAUGAAAAUGAACUGGAGUUACUGAUGUGUGGCCUUGGCGAUGUGGAUGUCAAUGACUGGAGACAACACACCAUCUACAAAAAUGGUUACUGCCCAAAUCAUCCUGUUAUCCAGUGGUUCUGGAAGGCUGUUCUGCUGAUGGAUGCUGAGAAACGGAUCCGGCUCCUGCAGUUUGUGACCGGGACGUCACGCGUGCCUAUGAACGGAUUUGCUGAACUUUACGGUUCAAAUGGUCCUCAGCUGUUUACAAUAGAGCAGUGGGGAAGUCCUGAUAAGCUGCCCCGGGCUCACACCUGCUUUAACCGCCUAGACUUACCUCUGUAUGAAUCUUUCGAGGACCUGCGGGAGAAGCUCCUCAUGGCUGUGGAGAAUGCCCAAGGGUUUGAAGGGGUGGAUUAACUUGGCAGCAGCCAUUCCCUCUCCAAGCACGUUCUGCUGGCGUUGGCACCUGCCCGAGGGACUCGAGGGCUUGUGGCACAGCAGUUGCCCGGCGCUGGCUCUGGAGCAGAGCCCGGCAGCGCGGGGGCUGAGCCCCGAGGCUGGGGCUGGCACCUGGGGUGGCCUUGCUGAUGUUCCCGCACCAGUUGUGAACUGAUCACACUUCAGCAGGACUUGCUCUAUUUAUGUUGUGCCUCUGUAGGCAAAGCCCUUAAUAAAUAUUUUACACAAUUUCUAA